AUGUCUCUGCCGCGGUUCGCGGCGAUGCGCCAGGUGCGCCUGCUGCGCCCCAAGGCGCCUGCUGUGCGGCAACCUGUUGUGACUGCCUGUGCAGUGCCAAAGGUGGCCGUGCCGCACGUUAGCGCGCGUAUGCGCGCGAUGCCGGCGAUGCGUGCCUCGCCGAUCCUCGCCAUGGCUCGGCUCUCCCUCACGAAUAUGCGCAGCGUGCCGGCUGUCUCGCUUGGCGGCGUGCGGUACGCGACAUACGGCUCAGAGUACCAGCCGUCGCAGCGCAAGCGCAAGCGCAAGCACGGAUUCCUCGCGCGCCUGCGGUCGCGCACCGGCAAGAAGGUGCUCGUGCGACGCCGCCUGAAAGGACGUGCGCGUGUCUCGCACUAG
Messenger RNA from Malassezia japonica, 378 nucleotides. RefSeq lists its product as uncharacterized. NCBI's taxonomy places the organism in Eukaryota, Fungi, Basidiomycota, Malasseziomycetes, Malasseziales, Malasseziaceae. Gene Ontology annotation, cellular component: mitochondrial large ribosomal subunit; ribosome. Bases 1 to 378 code for a protein of 125 amino acids. Gene Ontology annotation, biological process: translation. The record is from RefSeq and is a predicted model, not a curated record. The transcript has a single exon. Gene Ontology annotation, molecular function: structural constituent of ribosome.